Messenger RNA from Lingula anatina, 1575 nucleotides. RefSeq names its product peroxisomal biogenesis factor 3. Gene Ontology annotation, molecular function: protein-macromolecule adaptor activity. Gene Ontology annotation, biological process: protein import into peroxisome membrane. Gene Ontology annotation, cellular component: peroxisomal membrane. The record is from RefSeq and is a predicted model, not a curated record. Lineage: Eukaryota; Metazoa; Brachiopoda; Lingulata; Lingulida; Lingulidae.
ACGCUAACCGAUGACGUCACAUUUCGGUGCAGGCAGUGACCUUGCCAAGAUGUCUGCCCCCACGGGUUAAGGGGAAAUAUACUGUUUUAAAUUUUCUUCGCUUCAGGAUCAGUAUUUUUAAUGUUUAAGAUGGCUUUGGGGUAAAAAUCUUUUUUCUUAAAAUCCCCAAGAUGUUAGGAAGAGUUUGGAACUUCAUCAAACGACACAAGAAGAAAUUCAUCUUCACUAGUGUUGUUAUCGGAGGUGGGGUUUUUAUUUGGAAGUAUGCCCAGUCUAAACUGGAAGAACUUCAGGAGAAAGAGGCUGCUGAAUGCUUGUCAUAUGCCAGAAAACAGCAUCAUUUUGAUAGCAACCAAAGAACAUGCAAUAUGACAGUUUUGUCCAUGCUGCCAAAGCUGAGAGAAACACUGAUGCAAGCUUUAGAUUCAGAAGCACUGACAGCCCAGCUGAAAUCAAAACCCUCUAACAAGGUCCAGAUAUGGGAGGAGUUAAAAAUACUAAGCUUCACCAGAACUAUGAUGUCUGUGUACAUGAGUGCCAUGAUGAUUGUGUUUCUACGUGUCCAGCUCAACAUCAUCGGGGGAUACAUGUACCUGGAUAAUAUUCACGACAGAAAUGGCACUAACAAGCAACUUGCUGUUGCCACUCAAAGUGUUCAACACAAAUAUUUGGAGAAAGUCCAUUUUCUAACAGGUCCAGGUUUGAUGAGUUUGACAGCAGUUGUGAAGAAAGCAGUACAAAGCUGCAUCGGCAGCAUUCCUUUCAAGCAGACACUGACAUUGGUGAAUAUAGAGGAGAUAUUCAGACAAGUUCGUCAAGCUGUGGAGCAGGGGUCACAGAAUGGCUUCCAGGGUUGUUCAGUGCUGUGUCAGUUUAUUUUACCACAAGACUGUGAUAUUGGAGAAGCAUGUAGCUUGAAUGGCGAAGAGAUUAUUCUGGCCAAAUUGAUGAAAGAGACGCAGGAUAUUGUAGAUGGUAAAGACUUCCAAUUGGUCCUUGACAAGUGUUUGGAAACAGGGUUUUCUAGGCUUGUUGACAGGAUAGCAGAGUUUUUUCAACAGGACCCAAAAUCUGGAGAGUCAGUCGUAAAUCCAAACUUGGUUGGGAUGCCUCUGGCCAAAAUAGUGCCAAUAAUGAAUGGGAUGAUUCACACUGUUUGUGCAGAUGUUCCAAACACUUUUGUACAGGAGUUGCUGAUGCUGGAGCCAGUGAAGGACUUUGCUGCCAAUGUUUAUGAGGCAUUCACUCAGUCAACAGAUGCCAGCACUGAUGCUUCUGCUCAGAAUGUGGAUGUUCAGUAGCUGAACAGACUCAUUUAUUGAAAGGAUCGUGUCCUGGGGCAAAGUAACUUAAGACUGUUGCUCAGUUCAGUUACGUAGUUUGCUGAUUCGAGAAUUUAUUCACUGCACUUUCCAUAUCAUUUUAUAAUCACAAAAUAGGAUUAAACAUUUGGAUCAUGACAUCAUGAAUAAUUUUAUAUAAUGAGAAGGGGAGUUAAAACCUUCUGUUCUUGUGACCUAUUUUUAACAAACCAUGAUGUAAUGAUUAAUUUGAAUAAAUAAAUCUGACAAUCAA